Messenger RNA from Hibiscus syriacus, 926 nucleotides. RefSeq names its product transcription factor MYB14-like. The transcript has 4 exons. The record is from RefSeq and is a predicted model, not a curated record. The coding region runs from base 28 to 804 and encodes 258 amino acids. NCBI's taxonomy places the organism in Eukaryota, Viridiplantae, Streptophyta, Magnoliopsida, Malvales, Malvaceae.
UGUAAAGCAAGUUUGAGAGAGAGAACAAUGGGGAGAGCUCCAUGCUGUGAGAAAAUGGGACUGAAGAAAGGUCCUUGGUCCCCCGAAGAAGAUGAGAUUCUCAUCAAUUUCAUUAAUCUCUACGGCCAUGGCAACUGGCGAGCACUCCCAAAACAAGCUGGUUUAUUGAGGUGUGGAAAGAGUUGCAGGCUGCGUUGGACAAACUAUUUGAGGCCAGACAUUAAACGAGGGCAUUUCACCAGGGAAGAAGAGGAUACCAUCGUCAACUUACAUGAAACGCUUGGUAAUAGAUGGUCAGCAAUUGCGGCGAGAUUACCGGGACGAACUGAUAACGAAAUAAAAAAUGUAUGGCACACCCACUUGAAGAAGAGGCUGAACCCAAACCACGACUCCAAUGACAACAAACGACAAUCCAAAACCAAAGUUGAUUCAUCCAAAGACCUCAAAAAAGAACAAGUACAACAACAAGCCAUGAAAAUGCCGGUUUCUCCAUCAGAAUCUAGGAGCAGCGAGGUUUCCACGGUAACGAUAAGCCAGAACAACGCUAAAGUGUGCACGACCAAGGUUGAAACACAUGAGGAUCAUGUGUCGGAAAUCGAUGAAAUCUUCUGGUCGGAAGUGCUGUCGGCUGACAAUUCAAACAUGGCUGACGAUUUUCAAGCUGUUGGUUCAGACCCGCCAUUGCCAAAGUUGGAAGCAGUCAAUGGGUAUGGUUCAAAUCUGUAUGAUACUGAUACCAACAUGGAUUUCUGGUAUAAUCUUUUUGCUAGAGUGGGGGAUUUUUCAGAAUUACCAGAAAUUUGAGUAUCUAGUUUUGUUGUCUUAAUUAACUUAUGGAACUCCCUAAUGAGUUGUAAUCCUGUUGUUCCUUCAUUUCUUUUAAUUUUAACCACGUGAUUAUUCGGAUUAGAGUUGAAGAUUUAAAA